This is a messenger RNA of Jaculus jaculus (lesser Egyptian jerboa), 6991 nucleotides long. It is a transcript of the gene Tnik, whose product is annotated as TRAF2 and NCK interacting kinase. NCBI's taxonomy places the organism in Eukaryota, Metazoa, Chordata, Mammalia, Rodentia, Dipodidae. The transcript has 33 exons. Bases 364 to 4446 code for a protein of 1360 amino acids. The record is from RefSeq and is a predicted model, not a curated record. Gene Ontology annotation, molecular function: ATP binding; protein kinase activity. Gene Ontology annotation, biological process: protein phosphorylation.
GCCAAUGCAGCCGCCAUCCACGCACAAGCAAAGAAACAUGUCCCAUUUAAAUACACCCACGCAGCCCCAGCGCCCUUAGCCGAUCGGGGCGCGCAGCCCACACGCACCGAGGCUCCCGGCUGGCUUGCAGAUCCGCUUCAGGUUGGGCUCCGGGACCCCGGCGGACCCACGCUCCGAGGACCGGGAUCCGAGUCCUCGGGCUGGGGAGGGGAGAGGCCCGCGAGGGCGGGGAGGGCUGGGCCCCGGGGCCUCUCGAGCGGACACCCGCAUGAGGACGCGAGCGCGGUAGACCAAGGUGGAAUUUCCAAGGGAGAAGCAGCUUCGGGGUGAUUUUUGGUCCAUUUCUCCGGAGACGAAGUAGACAUGGCGAGCGACUCCCCGGCUCGCAGCCUGGAUGAAAUAGAUCUCUCGGCCCUGAGGGACCCUGCAGGGAUCUUUGAAUUGGUGGAACUUGUUGGAAAUGGAACCUAUGGGCAAGUUUAUAAGGGUCGUCAUGUCAAAACGGGCCAGCUGGCAGCCAUUAAGGUCAUGGAUGUCACAGGGGAUGAAGAGGAAGAAAUCAAACAAGAAAUUAACAUGUUGAAGAAAUAUUCUCAUCACAGGAAUAUUGCAACAUACUAUGGUGCUUUUAUCAAAAAGAACCCUCCAGGCAUGGAUGACCAACUAUGGUUGGUGAUGGAGUUCUGUGGUGCUGGCUCUGUCACUGACCUGAUCAAGAACACAAAAGGCAACACGUUGAAGGAAGAGUGGAUUGCCUACAUCUGCAGGGAGAUUUUACGGGGGCUGAGUCACCUACACCAGCAUAAAGUAAUUCACCGAGACAUUAAAGGGCAGAAUGUCCUGCUGACUGAAAAUGCCGAAGUUAAACUAGUGGACUUUGGAGUCAGUGCCCAGCUAGAUCGAACAGUGGGCAGGAGGAACACUUUCAUUGGGACACCCUACUGGAUGGCACCAGAAGUCAUUGCUUGUGAUGAAAACCCAGAUGCCACAUAUGAUUUCAAGAGUGACUUGUGGUCCUUGGGGAUCACCGCCAUUGAGAUGGCAGAAGGAGCUCCGCCUCUCUGUGACAUGCAUCCCAUGAGAGCCCUGUUCCUCAUACCCCGGAACCCAGCGCCUCGGCUCAAGUCUAAGAAGUGGUCAAAAAAAUUCCAGUCAUUUAUUGAGAGCUGCUUGGUAAAGAAUCACAGCCAGCGGCCAGCAACAGAACAGUUGAUGAAACACCCAUUCAUCCGAGAGCAACCGAACGAGAGACAGGUCCGCAUCCAGCUGAAGGACCACAUUGACAGAACAAAGAAGAAGAGAGGAGAAAAAGAUGAGACUGAGUAUGAGUACAGCGGAAGUGAGGAGGAAGAGGAAGAGAAUGACUCCGGGGAACCCAGCUCCAUUCUGAACCUGCCGGGGGAGUCCACGCUGCGACGGGACUUCCUGAGGCUGCAGCUGGCCAACAAGGAGCGCUCGGAGGCCCUGCGGAGGCAGCAGCUGGAGCAGCAGCAGCGCGAGAACGAGGAACACAAGAGGCAGCUGCUGGCCGAGCGCCAGAAGCGCAUCGAGGAGCAGAAAGAGCAGCGGAGGCGGCUGGAGGAGCAACAGAGGCGCGAGAAGGAGCUGCGGAAGCAGCAGGAACGGGAGCAGCGCAGGCACUACGAGGAGCAGAUGCGCCGCGAGGAGGAGCGGCGGCGCGCCGAGCAGGAGCAGGAGUACAUCAGGCGACAGUUAGAGGAGGAGCAAAGGCAGUUAGAGAUCUUGCAGCAGCAGCUCCUGCAUGAACAAGCCCUACUUCUGGAAUAUAAGCGCAAACAAUUGGAAGAACAGAGACAAGCAGAACGGCUACAGAGACAGCUAAAGCAAGAGCGAGACUAUUUGGUUUCCCUCCAGCAUCAGCGACAAGAGCAGAGGCCCUUGGAGAAGAAACCACUGUACCAUUACAAGGAGGGGAUGAGCCCCAGCGAGAAGCCAGCAUGGGCCAAGGAGGUAGAAGAACGGUCAAGACUCAACCGGCAGAGUUCACCUGCCAUGCCUCACAAGGUUGCCAACAGGAUAUCUGACCCCAACCUGCCCCCAAGGUCCGAGUCCUUCAGCAUUAGUGGGGUUCAGCCUGCUCGGACACCCCCAAUGCUUAGACCUGUUGACCCCCAGAUCCCUCAGCUGGUAGCCGUGAAAUCCCAGGGACCUGCCCUGACCGCCUCCCAGUCAGUACACGAGCAGCCCACUAAGGGCCUGUCUGGGUUCCAGGAGUCUCUGAACGUGACCUCUCACCGCGUGGAGAUGCCACGCCAGAACUCAGACCCCACCUCGGAAAACCCUCCUCUCCCCACUCGUAUUGAGAAGUUUGACCGAAGUUCUUGGUUACGACAGGAAGAAGACAUUCCACCAAAGGUGCCUCAAAGAACAACUUCUAUAUCCCCAGCAUUAGCCAGAAAGAAUUCUCCUGGGAAUGGUAGUGCUCUGGGACCCAGACUAGGAUCUCAACCCAUCAGAGCAAGCAACCCUGAUCUCCGAAGAACUGAGCCCGUCUUGGAGAGCCCUUUGCAGAGGACCAGCAGUGGCAGUUCCUCCAGCUCCAGCACUCCCAGCUCCCAGCCCAGCUCCCAGGGAGGCUCCCAGCCAGGGUCGCAAGCAGGAUCCAGUGAAAGAACCAGAGUUCGUGCCAACAGUAAGUCAGAAGGAUCACCCGUGCUCCCCCACGAGCCUUCCAAGGGGAAACCCGAAGAAUCCAGGGACAUUACCCGGCCUAGUCGACCAGCUAGCUAUAAGAAAGCUAUAGAUGAGGAUCUGACGGCAUUAGCCAAAGAAUUAAGAGAACUCCGUAUUGAAGAAACAAACCGUCCACUGAAGAAAGUGACUGAUUAUUCCUCCUCCAGUGAGGAAUCAGAAAGUAGUGAGGAAGAGGAGGAAGAUGGAGAGAGCGAGACCCAUGAUGGGACUGUGGCUGUCAGUGACAUACCCAGACUGAUACCAACAGGAGCCCCAGCGAGCAAUGAGCAAUACAACAUGGGAAUGGUCGGGACACAUGGGCUGGAGACCUCACACGCAGAUGCUUUCAGCAGCAGUAUUUCCAGAGAAGGAACCUUGAUGAUUAGAGAGACCACUGGAGAGAAGAAGCGAUCUGGCCACAGUGACAGUAAUGGCUUCGCUGGCCACAUCAACCUUCCAGACCUUGUGCAGCAGAGCCAUUCACCAGCUGGGACCCCAAUCGAGGGCCUGGGGCAUGUAUCUACUCAUUCCCAAGAGAUGGACUCUGGAACUGAAUAUGGCAUGGGGAGCAGCACCAAAGCCUCCUUCACUCCCUUUGUGGAUCCCAGAGUGUAUCAGACAUCUCCCACUGAUGAAGAUGAAGAGGAUGAAGAGUCAACAGCUGCCGCUCUGUUUACUAGUGAACUUCUUAGGCAAGAACAGGCCAAACUAAAUGAAGCAAGGAAGAUUUCAGUGGUAAAUGUAAACCCAACGAACAUCCGUCCUCAUAGUGAUACACCAGAAAUCAGAAAGUACAAGAAACGAUUCAAUUCAGAAAUACUUUGUGCAGCUCUGUGGGGUGUAAACCUUCUGGUGGGAACUGAAAAUGGACUGAUGCUUUUGGACAGAAGUGGGCAAGGUAAAGUCUAUAACCUCAUCAACCGGAGGCGAUUCCAGCAGAUGGACGUGCUAGAAGGAUUAAAUGUUCUUGUGACAAUAUCAGGAAAGAAGAAUAAACUACGAGUUUACUAUCUUUCAUGGUUAAGAAACAGAAUACUGCACAAUGACCCAGAAGUGGAAAAGAAGCAAGGCUGGAUUACAGUUGGAGACUUGGAGGGCUGUAUACAUUACAAAGUUGUUAAAUAUGAGAGGAUCAAAUUCUUGGUGAUUGCCUUAAAGAAUGCCGUGGAAAUAUAUGCCUGGGCUCCUAAGCCCUAUCACAAGUUCAUGGCAUUUAAGUCUUUUUCAGAUCUUCAGCAUAAACCUCUGCUAGUUGAUCUCACGGUAGAAGAAGGUCAAAGGUUAAAAGUUAUCUUUGGUUCACACACUGGUUUCCAUGUAAUUGAUGUUGAUUCAGGAAACUCUUAUGAUAUCUACAUACCAUCUCAUAUUCAGGGCAAUAUCACUCCUCAUGCUAUUGUCAUCUUGCCUAAAACAGAUGGGAUGGAAAUGCUCGUUUGCUAUGAGGAUGAGGGGGUGUAUGUGAAUACCUACGGCCGGAUCACUAAGGAUGUGGUGCUCCAAUGGGGAGAAAUGCCCACGUCUGUGGCCUACAUUCAUUCCAAUCAGAUAAUGGGCUGGGGCGAGAAAGCUAUUGAGAUCCGGUCAGUGGAAACAGGACAUUUGGAUGGAGUAUUUAUGCAUAAGCGAGCUCAAAGGUUAAAGUUUCUAUGUGAAAGAAAUGAUAAGGUAUUUUUUGCAUCCGUACGAUCUGGAGGAAGUAGCCAAGUGUUUUUCAUGACCCUCAACAGAAAUUCCAUGAUGAACUGGUAACGGAAGAGCACUUGGCACUUAUCUUCAUGGCGUUCUUUCUAAUGUAAAAGAACAUAACUCGUGUGGACUUACGCCAGUCUAGAGGCACAACCCGAAGGCCACUUUCCCUUUUUCCUCUCCCUCCACCCCUCCCGAUACAGUCCCUCUUUCAGUGUUGCAGCCUGGUUGAGAAGGAGAGAAAGAGAUGGCAGGAAUGUCCGGGAGAUCCCCAAGGAUGCUGCAUUGUCUGUGGAUGGAGACGGACCUUGUGCUCUUCGGAGUUAGGGUUAGAAGCAAAUAUUGUGUGCUGUUAUGAUUAAGCUGUGUUUUUGGUGGCUUUUACAUUUGGGAAGUUUUUGGUUUUUUAGGAUUUUUUUUUUCAUUUUUUUCUUUACCCCCUUACUUUGUAAGAAUGGGGAAAGAAUGUAUACUCAGAAAAUUUGUAUUUUCCUUUUUUUUCCUGUAAUUCUGUCUGCCUGCUACCUUUAAGUAUAUGGUAUGUUGUAACUGUUCAAUGGUGACAGACAGCACAAUAGAUGUACCUUAUCUCCUUACGCUAAAGGCCGUAAUCGCAGAGCGGGAUAAUUUAAGAAUUCUCUUGCCUUCACCAACCCAGAGGUUGCCUUUGGAUAGCAACUGGCUAAUAAGUUUUUAAGAGAGAAGAAAAACACUUGUUUUCCCCUCUUUUGGGAAGUAGAUUUUAAAUGGCUAACUGCUAGCCUUAACCUAAUAAAAAUCAACUACCACGUUUGUGAGUCUGACAGGUCAUAUUUGGAUAUGACCCUUUCUAGAACAGAGUAUGCUGAAUGGGCCAGAAAUGCCAGUGAGUGGAGCGGACCUAGUGACUGAGGAAGGGCUCUGACAUGCAACUUUCCCUCGGCUCUUAUGCAACAGAUCAGGGUAAAAGAUGAGAAGGCAAAUGAGGUCAGACAGAAGGAGCUGAGAAACAAGCUUUUAUGUCUAUGUAAAUACACACACAUCCUUUUUUAAAUGCACAAGGCCUAUAGCUAAGAGGUCACUUGAUUUGGGCUUCAUUAGAACUGGGUUCUUUCUGAGAACUGGGAGUGCAUGAUAUGCAAGCUGUAGACAUUCCUGGCUCUCUUCUGAGGGUGUGCCACUCUCUCAAGAUGAAACUGUGACUGAGAAGAACUAAUAGUAAAUGUUUCUGAGCUGCCUGUGUUCUUCCUGGGUCAGGGAAUUGAACUCCCAAGCCUGUCUCAGACACAGCAGGCAUCAUAGCUCAGAUUUUUAGGGAACUUGAAAGCAAGGCUUUGGCCAAAAUCCUAAGACCCUGAUCACUAUACCUUCCUUCAAAUUUCCCAACAUAUGGUAAACAACAUCUGUGCAGCGAUACGUAUGUAUUUAGUUCAGGUUGGCUGUGUUCUUAUAAACUCUUACUCGGAUGAUUUGAACCUCCAAGUGACUGUCUGGGAUUUUUUUUUUUUCCAAAGCUACAAGCAUGGCCGCCUGUGGUAUCAAGGUGUUGCAAAACAAUAUCUGUGUUGCGCUUCCUGUUUUAACCUACCUCGUUCUGUUUGGUUUUGUUUCACUGUUCAUCACAGCAGUGUUAGCUCCAGGAGACAUAUAGAGAGCUCAACUGGCAAUCUCAGGCUUAUUGACUAUUUUCAAAACAAACAGUAGUUGACCAAAUUGUUCUUUUAAAAUUGAAGGGGGAAAAAAAAUCCAAUGAUAAAAGCUAAUGUGGCUUGCUUUUGGAGAAAGCAAUUACUGUAAAUGGAUCAAAAAAGGAAAUAAAAAUGUGUGAUCCUACUGAUUUUGCCUAAAUAAAUGAGCAGCUGAUGUACUAUUAAUGAGAACGAAACACACAUUAGGAAAACAGUAUCUUUUUAAUCUGGUAGUUUUUCCAAGGGGGUGGAAAAGGGAAAAUAUUCUGGAGUGAGGUGAUGAUGCCCCCCACAAUGGUGGCUGUCAUUAGCAGUUAUUUUAAGCAGGUAAUACAGGAAUACAGCCGAGGAUAAUCUUCAGAUGAUUACCAAGAUGUCCUCAUCAUGGUCCCUUUAGUUCUCAAAAGCAAUGAAAUCCCCCCCCGUUCUCAUUUUUACUGCUGUGGUUAUGCUGCCAAACAAUAUUGUUUUCACAAAUUCCAUGCAACAAUUUCAGCAAUAACUUGGGAUUGAACUUAACAACUACUGUCAUUGGAUGCAUUGACUUGGGUCUUGUCCUCGAAUGUGAUUGCCACCAGCUCUUUAUAUUGCUGCUGUGGUAUUUUAAACCAGAAGCUUCUUUAAAUUAUGUUGCAAACUGAUCUCUGUUUUUUUUAUGUUUUGUUUUGUUUUUAAUUCUAAGUGAUAAGUUUGAAACACACAGCUUUAAAUGAUUUUUUUUAUUGUGGGAUUUUGGGUACAGUUAAGAAAUAAAAGGGAUUCAUUGUGUUUAAACAUAAGGUAGUUUGUGAAUGUAUUUUUUAAAAUCUAGAUUCAUUGAAACAAAAAAUCAUAAGGAAACAUAUUAAUGCAGUCUUGUUUACAGUAUGUACAGUGACAUAACACCGAACAUGAGCUUUUUCUGGUGCCAAGAAAAAUAAAACACAGACAUUAAACAUCAA